This is a messenger RNA of Etheostoma cragini (Arkansas darter), 2849 nucleotides long. Its product is annotated as transcription elongation regulator 1-like protein. Lineage: Eukaryota; Metazoa; Chordata; Actinopteri; Perciformes; Percidae. Gene Ontology annotation, molecular function: RNA polymerase binding; transcription coregulator activity. The record is from RefSeq and is a predicted model, not a curated record. The transcript has 15 exons. The coding region runs from base 482 to 2089 and encodes 535 amino acids. Gene Ontology annotation, cellular component: nucleus.
AGGGAGAGAGGCAGAGAAAGACAGGGAGGGAGGGAGGGAGGGGGAGAGAGAGAGAGAGAGGAACUAAGCUCUGCUGAAAGCGGCUCCAGUAUUUUUGUACCUAGGCGUUGCAGCGCUGCCAUGACUCUAUCUGUCUGUUAGAAGCAGGAGACUCUCCGUCUGUCUCUCUGUCUCUGUCUCUCUCUCUCUCUGUCUGUCUCUCUCUCUCUCUCUCUGUCUCUUUUUCUGUCUCUCUCUGUCUGUCUCUCUUUCUCUGUCUGUGCCUGUCUCUCUGUCUGUGUCUGUCUCUCUUAUGUCUGUUGGCAUUUUAAUGCCUCCGGUACUCCUUGAUGCGUCCGGUGUGUUUCCAGAUUCACCUUUCCCAGAGGGGGGGUGAUCUGCAGACCUCGGUGAAGACGGUAUUCAGGACGUGACUGGACCGCAGAGGAGGAGCAGUUCCCAGGGACAGACGCUGGGAGACAACACAGGAAGUGAUGUCAUCAUGAUGCUGCCGGUCUCCAGGUUCAAAGGUCAUCCCGUUGGCAUGGUUACCACCACCACAUCCCCCUGGCUCUCCUUCAGCUAUGACUCCGCCCCCCACUGGCUCGGGUUGGCCACGCCCCCUUUGCUGUUCUACCAACAAGCGGUUUUCAUACCUGAACACACACACCUUAUACAGUGGGAACAUCCGGCUGUUGAAGUGGUUCCUCUCGUUUCUUCGUUCUAUCGCUCUUCGCAUCUUCAUCCUCCUCACCUUCUUCAUCCUGUCCCCAUGCUAGCUGAAGGCUUGCUCCAUCCAGAGGAAGUGUUGCCAAGGAGAGACAAGCCCCUCUUCCUGACCAAUCACGUCAUCCUAAGGCAAGAGAGACAAGCCCCCAGGACUCGCCCACUGCUGAGAUCACCUGACACAGGUCCAGUUAGAAGAGACGUCACGAAGACCACAGACCCUGAACCACAUGGCUCCUCGUCCUCGUCCCUGCCGAUCCUCGCUGCUCCUCUAACAGGCGGAGCUUCCUGGAAGUGGGCGGAGUUUCACAUUCAGCGGAACAACCUGGUGUCUCCGAUAGUUCUGACCAAUCACUGGCAAAGAGGGGCGUGGUGUCGGCCAAUCAUCUGCCUGGAUAGAGGUCUGUCGCCACCCACACAGGUGAUGAAGGAAGUUCAUCCCUUCUUCUCUUCAGGGUUUUCUUCCAGAUUCACUCUGCUGACAAAUUACAGACACAAGAGGCGGAAGAGUGGAUGUAACGUGUCUUACAGCAGAGGAGCAUUUCUGCUGAGAACAGAGAGACCAACGGACCACAAAAAGCAGUGUAUUUCUGUAGACGGAAGAGAAGAGGAGGAGGGAAGUGAAGAAAGAACGAAAGACAAACUUCCUGUUGCUUCCACACCUGUGCCGGGGUCGCCAUGGUGUGUUGUGUGGACCGGAGAUGACCGGGUCUUCUUCUUCAAUCCCACAAUGCAACUGUCUGUCUGGGAAAGACCGCAGGAGUUGAUUUGUCGAGACAUCAGCCGUAUCAUCAUGGACCCGCCCCACAAGAGAAAGAAGAAAGCGUCUGCCUACAUCCGCUCCAGCUGUCAAUUGCCUGGUCUCCAUGGUAACGAUGAAGAUGAAGAUGAUGAACACAUCUCCAAAAGGAACAAAACAGAGGAGUCUUUGUCUCUCGUCCGCCGUCCAGGAGAAGUGGAUCUUCUCCCCCUGGAGCAUCGAAUUGAUAAUUUUAGGGAAAUGAUGCUCGAGAGAGGGGUGUCGGCGUUCUCCACCUGGGAGAAGGAGCUCCAUAAGAUGGUGUUUGACCCUCGCUACUUGCUGCUGACCUCGGACCAGCGGAAACAGGUGUAUGAACAGUUUGUGAAAAGCCGGGUGAAGGACGAGUACAAGGAGAAGAGGAGGAAACUGCAGAAAGCUCGAGAAGAGUUCAAACGUCUGCUGGAGGAAGCAAGGAUCACCAGCAGGUCGACCUUUAAGGAGUUCUCUGCUCGAUACCGUGGUGACCAGCGAUUCCUAGCCCUUAACAGGAAGAAGGAACAGGAAGUUCUCUUUCACCAUCACGUCACUUCCUUAAAGAAACGGGACAAGGAGAACAGAGCCCGGCUAAGGAAGAUGAGAUGAGACCGGGACUCUACCAUGACCGUGAGGGACCUUCUGUCCCCAAACGGCGUUCAGACGCUCCUUGGUCUUAAAGAGAAACUGGACACAGACUACGGGACCAAGACCAGAGGAUCUGUCUGGUUCUGUUUGUGGUCAUAGAAAUAAACCCAUACCUGCAGCUUCAGACUGGGUUCUGGGUCUGGACUGAUGUGAUUUGGACUGAUGUGAUCUGGACUGAUGUGAUCUGGACUUAAGUGAUCUGGACUGAUCUGAGCCAAGUUGAACUGAUCAAACUUGAUUUUAAAAACUAAAGAGACUAAUCUGAAGAUAUCUGAAUUGUUGAUAACAACAUGUAUUAAUUAAACCAACUGUUACACAUUAAUUACAGACUGGUAAAGUAAAUUAAAGACAAUUAAACAUUAAUAACAACUUCUGAAGCCAUCCUAGUGUUCAUCAGCCAGUUAACGAGUUAAUGCAGCGAAGGAACCAAUCAGUGAAUGAUGCUAACAGUAGAAAUGAAUUGAUUGGUCCAGCCAGCCACCCGCACACACACACCCCUCCUCUGUACCAAGCUGAUCCUUCCUGUUGACUGUGUGUGUGUCUGUUUGAUAUCAGGAUGUUGUUGACGUGACGUAAGCCCCGUCCCCCUCACCUGUCUGCAUUACCGUAAACUGUGAUCAAACAGAUUUGGUGUCCAGAUGUUUUGAUUGGAGGUCUUUUUGUGUCCUUACUUUUCAUUGGAAGUGUCUGUGUGUUCUAAUGUUUUAUUGGCUGUUUUAUU